Messenger RNA from Chelonus insularis, 625 nucleotides. Its product is annotated as small integral membrane protein 8. Bases 170 to 463 code for a protein of 97 amino acids. The transcript is spliced from 3 exons. The record is from RefSeq and is a predicted model, not a curated record. NCBI's taxonomy places the organism in Eukaryota, Metazoa, Arthropoda, Insecta, Hymenoptera, Braconidae.
CAUAGCGAAAGCACAAGCAUUUUAUCUCCACAGUUUAGGGAACGCCACUGCUGGUGAUUAAAGCACCAACAGGGAGCUAGUCUGUGGAUGUUGAAUUGAAAAAUAGUUCAAAAGACUAAGCGGGCAUCCACCUAGGCUCGAACCUACGACCUUAUGUUCACAGUAUGAAAUGAAUUUACAGUGUUAUUCAAAAAUGACAAGCCAACCAGGAAAUGGAGAAAAAGCAGCACCUGGAGCAGGUUUACGUUCUCUAAAAAGUACUAUGUUCUUUCGAGUAGUAAAUUUUGAAUUAUAUGCACGGCCUAAUAUAGUGGUGAUGGCUUUAGGAUUAACUGCGAUGAUCGGUUGCUCAGCUUACAUUUUUUACAUGAGAUCAAAAUAUGAAGAUAUGGGCUAUUAUGCCGCUGUUGAAUCUGAUGGUAAAGAGACAUUCAAGAAAAAACAAUCCAAGUGGGAUACUUGAGAUUCAUCUAAAUUCUUGACUUUAGUAAAUUACUUUUCAUUCAAUGUUAUAAAAAAUAAUAAUAAAGUAUUUAUUGUCACUAUUAAUUUAAAUAACAUUGUAUAUAUAUCAUAGAUUAAAAAAUAUAUAAUGAUAUUUUUAGCUAGAGUUAUAGAAGAAUAA